Molecule: messenger RNA, 2172 nt
Organism: Coccomyxa subellipsoidea C-169
Lineage: Eukaryota; Viridiplantae; Chlorophyta; Trebouxiophyceae; Coccomyxaceae
Exons: 13
Coding region: 1-2172 (723 amino acids)
Biological process (GO): protein import into nucleus; ribosomal small subunit export from nucleus; ribosomal large subunit export from nucleus
Cellular component (GO): nuclear pore
Molecular function (GO): structural constituent of nuclear pore
Source: RefSeq, a predicted model, not a curated record
AUGAAGAACCAAGUCCAUGUGAGGACGAUGGAGGAAGUUGCAACACCGGACAGAGGCAGCACGAAGCUGUCCGGCAGCCGCGCCUUGAGGCCCCAACCAGAACUAGGUGUCAGGGCCGGGCAGCUAUCUGUGAGUCAUGAUGGAGCCUAUGCAGCAGCAGCCGGCACAUCCGUAGAGGACCCUGAUCAGGCGGCUGUUUCGGUGCUGGACCUGACGUUCAGGAGGCCAGCAGCCCGAGAUGGGACUGGCGCAGAGCGGUGCGAGAGCGCUCAGGUUGAUGAGGAGCAUUUCAGGUCCAGGCCGGGGCUGCGAGUGCUUCAGAUGGCCUGGCAUCCAGGGAGCAGCACUCAUCUGGCAGUGUUGACAAGCGACAACAGUUGGCAGCUGUACCAUGCUGGCAACCUGUCCCACCCUGAGCAGCGCUUUGAGCUCAGAUUGCAGCGGCGAAGGGGGGUGGGAGUGGAUGGGGGAGAGGGCAGGCGAGCAGUGGCCUUUGCUUUUGGGCCGCAGCAUUCCUGGCAGCGUUUCACGGUCUAUUUCCUGUGCUCGGACGGGGCGAUUUUCGCGCUGUGCCCCGUGGCCUGCUUUGGCGCCGGAGUGCCAGCCAGUGCGGUGCAGGCACUGUCAGAGGCGACUGCUGAGAGGGAUGACCUCGCACACUCCGGCACCACAAAAGCCUGGCUGCAGCAGGCCCUGUCAGGGCCACCGGUGCAGGGCAGCCUGGGGGUUGGGGGAGUGAGCGUGCAGCGCCUUGCCCUGGACGAGCAUGUGCCAGGGCUGUGUGGGCCGCUGGGCGUGGCCUGCGCGGAGGGUACAGCCGCCAGCUUCCUGGAGUGGGCGCAGGAGGACGUUGAAGCUGUCAGCCUCUGCGUCAACUGGUUUGGUGGAGCUGCAACGGUGCUGGCCGUGGCAUCUGCUCGUGGCCUGCUGGGCUUGCACCUUCUGGCAGAGGACAUCUUUCCCACGUGGGCAGAGUCCGCUCCGCUCUGCCUCACAGACGACACCCUCCUGCUGGGUGUGCGGUCGGAGGUGCCAGUUGUGGAUGAAGCGCCCCCGAGCCUUCUCCUGCUGGACCUUGUAGACCUCCAGUCACAGGCAGCCUCCAGGGGUGCGCCGGACGGCGAGCACACAGGGCGGGUGGCAAUGCACCUGCUGCCUGAUGAGGCUGCCCCAGAGAGGCUCUUCGUGCGCACCCAGUCAGCUGCCUGGAUCGUCACUCUGUCAUGGCUGCCAGCCCUCGCCAACUUCCUCGCCGAAGACAGGGAAGCCUUGGAGGAGGUGGCAGAGCUGCCACCACCCAGGGUGGAGCAGCUUUUCACUGCACAGCCGGGCAGCACACUCACUGGAGCCUGUGUGGUGGGGGAUGCGCUGUCUGGCACCGCCCUCGUUCUGCUCACCUCCGACGGGGCCCACCACUGCCUGCGGCCCUCUGGCAGCCUCCCAGCAGACCAGCAGCCGAGGAGCGAGCAGCGGGACGCAGCAGCCCGCGAGGUUGAGGAGCAGGUGCAGCAGCUGUACGGGGCGCUGCUGCGCGGCCCAAAGGGGCAGCGCCAGUCGGAUGGCCGAGCGUUGGCCGUCAGCAGCCCCGAGGGCACCAGGGCGCUGGGCGAGGGCAUCCGGUCGCUGCUUGAGCGCCACGUGGAGUUCAUCCACCAAGGCCACCACCACCUGUUGCCGCGUGUGGAGGAGCUGAAGGCAGCGGGUGAGGCGCAGCUGCACCAGCUGGAGCGCAUGACUGACCUCCACGCGGCAGUACAGCACAGCCAGGACACCCUGGUCGCCCGCCUGGACCGCGCCUCAAAGCUGCAUGCCAACCUGCAGUCCCGGGUGAAAUUGUUGGCGGAGCUGCACUUCCAGCUGCCGCGGCCGCUGUCGCUGGCGGAAACUCGCAUGCGCGACGUAGUCAUCCCUGACGCUGAGGCCGCCCUCACGGACCUCCAACGCAGCGUCCAGAGUGCGAGGAGGCGCUGGGCGGCGCUUGGCAGCAAGGCGCAGCAGAAAGCGGCGGCACCGAUGACAUCAUCGGUGACGUCACCGUCGGUGCCGGCCGCGCAGCUGCGCCGCGUGCGCGCAGCGCUUGCGGAGCAGGCCGCUCUCACCGCAUCCGCCAGCCGGGGCCUGGCCGCCAUGCAGGCCUGGCUGCAGGCCUGGCAGCAGGAGGCUCAGUAUUAG